AUGGCAUUCACCGAUGAAGAUGGCCUGGAGCGGAUAUUCAGACUGUUUCCAUUGAGGACUGGAAUAAUGAUCCCAGAAUGGAUCGUGACAGGGCCUAAAGCAGACUUGCUCGGUGCUGGUGGGUUGCUUGGAGCGGGAUACUGGGGGAGAUCAUGGGAAUGGAAUGAAAACAUAUCCUGGUUAGGGUUCAACUAA
Messenger RNA from Acaulospora colombiana, 195 nucleotides. Lineage: Eukaryota; Fungi; Glomeromycota; Glomeromycetes; Diversisporales; Acaulosporaceae. The record is from the annotation of a GenBank genome assembly.